Molecule: messenger RNA, 4315 nt
Organism: Callorhinus ursinus (northern fur seal)
Lineage: Eukaryota; Metazoa; Chordata; Mammalia; Carnivora; Otariidae
Source: RefSeq, a predicted model, not a curated record
GGCGGCAGCUCCAAGAUGGCGCAGACGAUUUUCGAGGCCCUGGAGGGAAUGGACAAUCAGACCGUCUUGGCGGUCCAGUCAUUGUUGGAUGGCCAAGGAGCAGUCCCUGAUCCAACAGGCCAGAGUGUCAGUGCACCUCCUGCUAUCCAGCCAUUGGAUGAUGAGGAUGUUUUUCUCUGCGGGAAGUGUAAGAAGCAGUUCAACUCGCUGCCGGCAUUUAUGACCCACAAGCGGGAACAGUGCCAGGGGAACGCCCCUCCCCUGGCCACGGCCUCAUUGGCCACUAACAGCAUCUACACGCCUUCGGCGGCCCCCACAGCGGUCCAGCAGGCCCCACCUCCUACCAAUCGCCAGAUCUCCACGUACAUUACAGUGCCCCCAUCCCCGCUGAUCCAGACCCUGGUGCAGGGGAACAUCUUGGUGAGUGAUGAUGUGCUCAUGUCUGCCAUGUCGGCCUUCACGUCCCUGGACCAGCCCAUGCCCCAGGGCCCCCCGCCUGUGCAGAGCAGCCUGAACAUGCAUUCUGCACCCAGCUACCUCACCCAGCCUCCACCACCUCCUCCCCCACCUCCACCACUGCCCCCACCCCCACCACCCCAGCCCCCACCACCCCCACCCCAGAGCCUGGGCCCCCCUGGGCGUCCCAACCCUGGCGGAAAUGGUGUGGUGGAGGUGUACAGUGCCACGGCGCCCCUGGCUGGGAGCGGCACGGUGGAGAUCCAGGCAUUGGGAAUGCAGCCCUACCCACCCCUGGAGGUGCCAAACCAGUGUGUGGAGCCUCCAGUAUACCCCACCCCUCCGGUGUACAGCCCCGGCAAACAGGGAUUCAAACCGAAAGGACCAAACCCAGCUGCCCCCAUGACCAGUGCCACGGGGGGCACGGUGGCCACCUUUGACUCCCCACCAACACUGAAGACCCGCCGGGCAAAAGGGGCCAGUGGACUCCCAGAAGCUGCAGGGAAGCCAAAGGCUCAGAAACUCAAGUGCUCAUACUGUGACAAGUCAUUCACUAAAAACUUCGACCUGCAGCAGCACAUCCGAAGCCACACCGGUGAGAAGCCCUUCCAGUGCAUUGCAUGUGGCCGUGCCUUUGCCCAGAAAUCUAAUGUCAAGAAACACAUGCAGACUCAUAAGGUGUGGCCUCCAGGGCGUAGCGGUGGCACUGUCUCUCGCAACUCUGUGACUGUACAGGUCAUGGCCCUCAACCCCAGCAGGCAGGAGGACGAGGAAAACACAGGGUUGGGUCAGUCCCUGUCAAGUGCCCCACAAGCCCAGGCCUUGCCUGCCGCAGGGGAGGAUGAAGGGGACAAGCUGGAGGCCAAGCAGGUCGUCCUCAUAGACAGCUCCUACCUGUGCCAGUUCUGCCCCAGCAAGUUCAGCACCUACUUCCAGCUCAAGUCCCACAUGACCCAGCAUAAGAAUGAGCAGAUGCUCCGGGAGUGGUGCCCAGCAAUCUGUCACUGCAGUGGACGCUCAAGUCGGAGGGCCACUACUCAAGUACAACACCGGAAGGACAUGAUGUCAUCUUUUCCUUGUAUUUCCCGGCUUGGGGUUUACAAGUGUGUGGUGAAAAGCUGUGCGCAGACAUUCCCAAAGCUCGACACAUUUCUGGAGCACAUCAAGAGCCACCAGGAGGAGCUGAGCUAUCGCUGCCAUCUCUGUGGCAAGGACUUCCCCUCGCUCUAUGACCUGGGCGUGCACCAGUACUCCCACAGCCUCCUGCCGCAGCCCAGCCCCAAGAAGGACAGCGCUGUCUACAAGUGUGUCAAAUGUGUCAACAAAUACUCUACCCCCGAGGCCCUGGAGCACCACCUGCAGACCGCCACUCACAACUUCCCCUGCCCUCACUGCCAGAAGGUGUUUCCUUGCGAGCGCUACCUGCGGCGUCAUCUGCCCACGCACGGCAGUGGUGGCAGGUUCAAGUGCCAAGUGUGCAAGAAGUUCUUCCGGCGAGAGCACUACCUCAAACUGCAUGCUCACAUCCACUCGGGUGAGAAGCCCUACAAAUGCUCAGUGUGCGAGUCUGCAUUCAACCGUAAAGACAAACUGAAGAGACAUAUGUUGAUCCAUGAGCCAUUCAAGAAAUAUAAAUGCCCCUUCUCGACACACACGGGCUGCAGUAAAGAGUUCAACCGGCCAGACAAGCUGAAGGCUCAUAUCCUCUCCCACUCCGGCAUGAAGCUCCACAAGUGCGCCCUGUGCAGCAAGUCCUUCAGCCGCCGUGCCCACCUCGCGGAGCACCAGCGUGCCCACACGGGCAACUACAAGUUCCGCUGCGCCGGCUGUGCCAAGGGCUUUUCCCGACACAAAUACCUCAAGGAUCACCGCUGCCGCCUUGGCCCCCAAAAGGAUAAGGACCUGCAAGCCCGGCGGCCCUCCCGGAGGAGGGCAGCACCCCGCAGCGGCAGUGGUGGCGGGCGCAAGGUGGUGACCCCCCUGCCGGACCCGCUGGGGCUGGAGGAGCUGAAGGACACUGGGGCUGGGCCGGUGCCCGAGGCCGCCCCAGGCAAGCCGCCCUUCUCGGAGCCAGAUGCAGUGCUGUCCAUCGUGGUGGGUGGCACGGUGGGGGGCGAACCGGAGCUGGUAGUGCCCGGGCAUGCAGAGAGCCUGGGCUCCAACCUGGCACUGGCAGAGCUGCAGGCAGGGGCCGAGGGCCCAUGUGCCAUGCUUGCUGUGCCCGUCUACAUCCAGGCCUCCGAGUGAUGGACCCAGGGUGUUUGCUUCCAGAGCCUGGCCUGAUGCUCACCUGUGGGUCCAGGCCUCAGGGGCCAACAAGAGGUCCUUCCCAAUGGAAGUGAGCCAUUGGCCAAAAUCCUUCUGGAGUGUCCUAUGAACCCUGGCUGUGGCCAGCCUGCUGUGGCUCCUAUUCUGCUGGCUAGCCCUGCAGCAUUCUGGAAUGUGAGGCAGGGCUGCCUACAGCUUCCAGGUAGGGGCACUGGAGAUAAGAGAGCUGGCCACGCCAGCAGCCCAGGGUCUGGCUGGUCCAGGCUGGUGUCAGCCCACCUCAGAGAGAAGACAGGGUAGUCCUGCCCACCCCUCCUCCGGGCUGUCUUGGUGUGACCUCUGGUCAAGCUGCUUUUCUGGGGGCCUGAAAUGGGUAGAGCCCUUAUCUGCUGGACCUUUUCAUAUACAGUUCCACAUGGUUUCCACAGAUGACUCUGUGAUGUAGGCAUUUAGGCGGCACUCGUGUCACAGCUGGAGUGCAGCUAUCACUCAGAUUUGGCUUCAAAUCUAAGCACUGCUACGCACUUGCUGUGUGACCUUGGGUAUGUCACUUUACUUCUCUGAGCUCUCAUCUGUACGUUUCUCAUCUGUACAAUGGGACAUAUGACAUUUCGACCUCAUAGGGCUGUCAUGGGGAUCCAAUAUGGCGAAAUGUGCAAAGGACUUGGCAUAGUGCUCGGCACUUGGAAAGUACUCAAUAAAUGUUUUUAUCUAAAUGUGUGUCCAAUGGCUCAGGCCGGAGCCUUGGCAGUUUCUUUCUUUGCCCCUAGGUGACAGCACUCCCUCCAAAGUGUUGGGGGACUGAGAGGUCCCAUGGCCCCUUGCACACAGCUGUGCUGCUCCAUCAGCUAUGAGAGUUUUGGUGCUCCCAUAUUUCAGAACAUGGCCAUGGAAAGGGUCUAUACUCACUUUUGAAAGUGCAGGAUCCUGGGCCUUGCCCCAAAUCCUUUGGCAUCAGAGGUCCAUCUCAAGCAGGUCUCUAGAAUCCGUAGUUGCCCCCACUGCCAGCACUCUGUCCCCACUCCCCAACUAGCCCAGAGGAGAAGCAAACCAGGCUUAUUAGGAGGCAGGGAAGAGAAAAGGGGCCUUGGCCAGUGUUUCCUCAUUUCUAUUCACAGCCACACUGCCUCAGUGAUAGGAGAGGAAACUGAGGCUCGAGAAGGGACAGGGCAGGAUGCAGCAGAGCUGUUGGACUCAGUUUGAUAUGUUCCCUUGAAGGCUGGCAUGUCCCUCAGAUAUCUGUGGUUGGGCUCUGGGCUGGAGCUCAAAGCAAGCCCAACUUCCCCUCAGGAAGGGUAUGAUGCAGGAGGAAGGACCAAUGAGGAAGUGGUACAUGGCUGAGGCGGUGAGAGCUGUUAGGUGCACCUAGCCUUCAAGGCCAGAGGCCACUUCAAGGAAGUGGUGAGGACAGAAAGUCUCUUCAGGGGAGGUCGCAUUUGAGCUGGUCCUUGACACAGAAUGUUUUGAUGGAUGUAUAAAUAGGGAAAGGCAUGUCAGGGAUUGCAAACCAUGAGCAAAGCCUUCAAGGUAUGACAGUUCUGGGGCUGGUGAAUGAUCCAGCAUGACCAGAGAUCUGAGGGUAGUGGUUAGA